Messenger RNA from Scutellospora calospora, 447 nucleotides. The record is from the annotation of a GenBank genome assembly. Lineage: Eukaryota; Fungi; Glomeromycota; Glomeromycetes; Diversisporales; Gigasporaceae.
AUGGAUAUACUUACUCAAUUACAAGACUCUAUAGAUAGUAUUGCUCGCAUGUUUUUUAUAGUAGUUCAUCAUUUAAAUAUGCAAGAUCCAAACAAAGAUGUGCAACAAGAACAUGUUCAAGACAUCUGUAAAAAAGCAAAACAAAUAGAAUUAUUAAUUGAUGCUUUACCGGGUAUAAAUCAUUCGGAAGCAGAACAAAUCGAAAUACUUAAAUCUUUAGAUGAAGAACUAAAAGAGGCUAAUGAAGAAUAUAAAAAAGCGGUUCAAAAUGCUGACUGGAAUUUUCUUGUUCAUCUACAUCGUAACUCUCAUUUUCUUCCCCAGACUUGUGCAGACAAGUUUAAGAUUCCUGUAGUUAUGAUCUCAUCAGUUGAUAAUCUUUUGGAUAUGAUUAUUGUAGCAUAUUGGAUUACCACUGGUGCUAUUGCUAAAAAAGAAAAUAGGUGA